ACGGAUGGCCAGGUGGUGGGGGAGGGGGUUUCCAUGGUUCUCAGGGAGGAAGGGAGAAGCAUUUUUAUCUUGACACUGUGUCUAAUCUAAGGCUUGGGUACCGUGGUAGGACACCCACUAUAAGGACAGAAAGAGCUCAUUCAGAAGGACAAAGAGACACAAGGAGCCCUGAGGCUGCUGUUGUCAUAGGGAUAACACAAAAUCAGACCCUGCCUGAGGGUUCUAGGAAGGGAAAGUGGUUAGAAGGGCACCUGAGAUUCUGGGGGUGCUCUGGGGUCAACUACACUGCAGGCAGCUUAUAGAGAUUUGAGGAUGGGAUAGGACCAUGUCACCCAGGUGCUGAGUCAAGAGAUUAGGGGCACAGGCCCAUUUUCAACUGCUUCUCUCUGGUCAUGUCUGUGGCUGUGUCUACAGUUAUGCUCCCUCCUGGGGAGUCAAGGAGCCAUGGUUGAAGAGGAAGAAGAGUUUCUAUUCAGGGCUCCCCAGAUGGAGACUGGCAAAUUGGAAGAGAGAAAACCAUCCAGAGAAGAUACAAUACUCAUUCUUUAUGAAAGGGAGGUGGCAUGUCAUGAGCCUGAAGCAGAAAGAAGGGCUAUUUGUCCAGAAUUUCCCUGUCUACACCUACUCCAAUGGGAUCCCAAGCCUAGACAUAUCUUCUGUCCAAGGUAAUUGCUAUUAUGAUGGGUACUUCAUAGGUGACCGUGGGUCCUUUGCAUCUAUCAGCACCUGCUCAGGGCUCAAGGGAAUCCUGAUCAUUGAGAUGAAUGCCUUUAGUAUCCUGCCAGUCAAGUCCUCCAGAAAAUUUGAACAUGCUUUAUACCGCUUGUCUAGGGUAUCGGGCGAUACCUGUGGUGUCAAGAAUAGGGAAAGCCAAAAGUUCUGGGCAAAACCAGAAAGCUUCAGCCUAAUGGAAUUCUCCUCAGCACACUUCACCCAUGCCUGGUCAUAUCCCAAGUACCUGGAGAUCUUUAUAGUGGUGGACAAUAUCCGGUUCCAGAUGUGGGACAAGAAUGUGACCACGACUACUCAGACCCUCAUAGACGUCCUUGCCCUGGUCAAUCACCACAUGAAGCAGAUCAACCUUGAAGUAGUGCUGGCUGGAGUGGAGAUCUGGUCUGAGAGGAACCUAGUCCAUAUCUCCCAGGACCUUCAGGAAACACUCUAUGACUUCAACCAAUGGCAAGCUUCAGAACUCCCCAAAAGGGCUACAUACAGCGUUGCUCACCUGAUCACUGGGCAGGAUGUUGGCAGCCACCAAGGCCAUGCAUUUGUUGGGACCGUUUGUGCCUCCAGGAACCUGGCAGGUGUGGAGGUCUUCCAUCAAGAAGAUAUUCCUCGGUUUGCAGCCCUCCUGGCCCAUGAGCUAGGCCACAACUUGGGGAUGAAACAUGAUCACCCAGACUGCACGUGCCCUGAUUCACACUUCUGUUCCAUGCAUGAGUUGAUCACUUUGAAGGGGACCUUCAGCAACUGUAGCUUGAAAGACUUUUACAAGAUGCUGGGCAGUAGCCAAGGGACUUGUCUGUACAACAAGCCCAAGUCCAAGAGUCCCUUUGGCAGGCAGUAUUGUGGGAACAAGAUUGUGGAGGAUGGGGAGCAAUGUGACUGUGGCAGUGCCCAAGAGUGCCUAAAGGACCAGUGCUGCCUGCCCUCAUGCCAGCUGAGGGAGGGCUCAGAAUGUGCAUUUGGACCCUGCUGCCAAAAUUGUAGAUUUGCAGAAGCAACCACACCCUGUCGUCCCAAAGUGGAUGAAUGUGACCUCCCCGAAUACUGUAAUGGCACCUCCAGGUGGUGCCAGCCUGAUACCUACAAGCAAGAUGGCUUCCCAUGCCGGGACCAAAGUUACUGCUACCAAGGACGGUGUGGAAGUCUGGAGAAACAGUGCAUUGAAUUAUUUGGGAAAGAUUCUAGACCUGCUUCAAACCGCUGCUAUCACAUGAACACCCAGGGGAACCGGUAUGGGAAUUGUGGCAUCAAGUGGCAUGGGCCAGUCCAGGUCUUCAGUCAAUGCCAACCCCAGGAUAUCAUGUGUGGAAAACUGUAUUGUGAGAAUAUUCAAACACUUCCCCACAUAAAGAACCACUAUGCUUUCUUCCAGUUACUCAUGGAAGACACAUGGUGCUGGGGAGUUGACCUCUACAAUGCCUUGGACAUGCCCAAUGGUGGGUUGGUACAAGAGGGCACCUCUUGUGGCCACAAGAAGAUCUGUAUCAACCAGUCAUGCCUGGAUAUUGAGGUCGUUUCCCGCGAUAACUGCAGCCUGGACAAAUGCCACGGGAAGGGCAUUUGCAACAAUCUCAAGAAUUGUCACUGCAAUUAUGGCUAUGAGCCACCCACAUGUCAAUUCCAUGGUCAGGGUGGCAGCCUGGACAGCGGUCCUUCCCCCAGGUUCAAAAUAGUCCAUCAUAAACUGGCUUCCCUGAUCUGGUUCAUAAUGGUUUUUGCUUGGCUCCUUAUGCCUAUUGUUUUUGUGGGGGUUUGCUCUUACUGGAAGACAGAUAAACCUCAGAUCAGAGGGCAAGACAAUCAGGAUAGUUCAGUGGCCAGAGAAGAUGGAGAGGUGUGAGCCCCCUGGCCUCAUAGGGCCCUUUCCUUUCUAUAAAUGGUUGUAACAUUCCAUUAGAGGACCAGGUCAUCAGCCCUCAGCCUCCCCACAAGGGACCAAGCUCUUCUAGGAAGAUGGAAGUGCUUCUAAUUUCUUUUUUGAUUAAAAAGGAAUGAAUAUUGA
Messenger RNA from Monodelphis domestica (gray short-tailed opossum), 2728 nucleotides. RefSeq names its product disintegrin and metalloproteinase domain-containing protein 1a-like. NCBI's taxonomy places the organism in Eukaryota, Metazoa, Chordata, Mammalia, Didelphimorphia, Didelphidae. Gene Ontology annotation, biological process: male gonad development; binding of sperm to zona pellucida; proteolysis. Gene Ontology annotation, molecular function: metalloendopeptidase activity. The record is from RefSeq and is a predicted model, not a curated record. Gene Ontology annotation, cellular component: external side of plasma membrane; plasma membrane; sperm head plasma membrane.